UCGAACCGAAAGAAGGGUAAAGAUGGCGGCGAUCAUGCAGCAAAUAUUGGAGCGGUCGGAGAUAAGUAAACUCCCAAAAGCCGUUCAAAACAAACUCGAGAAGUUUUUAUAUGAUCAGCAAUCUGAGAUAGAUUCUCUCAAGUCACAUCACGAGAGAUUUAGAGUUGACAGCGAGCAACAGUACUUUGAGGUUGAGAAACGGCUGUGCCAAAGUCAGGACCAGUUUGUGUUACAAACACAGGAUCAUCACAAACUCAAAGAGGAGUUCACCAAGCUCAGUGAAGAAUUGAAGACAUUGAAAGAAAAGAACAAAGAACAUGAAGAAUUGGAAGAUAAUUUUUCUUCCCAACAGAGCCAGCUCUCCAAAGCUAAAUAUGAGCUUGAGUCAGAAAAACGGGAACUUGUGCAUAUGCUUGAGAAGCGAUCCCAAGAAGUGGAGCAUCUUAACGAGGACCUGAAACGCCUCAGUGACAAACUUGUUGAGACCAAUGCUGCAAAGGUGGAGCUCCAGCUGAAACUGGAUGAGCUCCAGUCCUCUGAGGUUUCUAUCAAGUACAGAGAAAAGCGAAUGGAGCAGGAGAAAGAUCUUGUCCAGAGCCAGAACACAUGGCUGAACACUGAGCUGAAGACCAAAAGCGAGGAGCUGCUUUCCCUCUCCAGAGAGAAGGGCAAUGAGAUCCUGGAGCUCAAAUGUAAUCUGGAGAACAGAAAGGAAGAGCUGGCCAGACUUCAAGACCAAGUGACCAGCCUGAAGGCUUCCAAUGAGAACCUACAGAAGCAAACGGAGGAUUUGAUCAACAAGCUUAAAGAGGGAAAAGAGCAACAAGCCAGUAUGGAGGAAAAGUUCCGCAAUGAGCUGAAUGCUCAUAUUAAGCUGUCAAACUUAUACAAGGGUGCAGCAGAAGACUCUGAGUCAAAGAGUGAGGAGCUGGCUCGUGCUGUGGAGGAACUCCACAAGCUGCUGAAGGAGGCAGGAGAGGCCAACAAGGCCUCUGAAGAAAGUCUGCUGGAAAUGAAGGAAUCCAAAGAUAAGAUUGAAGUGGAGCUGAAUGACAAGAUCCGUAACUUUGAGAAGGAGCUGGACAAUGCCAAUGAGCUUCUCUCCGAUUCCAAACGCCGAGGGAUAGAUGUGCUUACCGAAGAGCAGCUGACCACAAUGUCCCCGACUGCGGCCGCUGUGGCUAAGAUCGUGAAGCCUGGCAUGAAACUAACAGAGCUGUACAGUGCCUAUGUGGAUGCGCAGGAUCAGCUGCAGAUGGAGAGAUUGGAGAACAAGCGGGUGAAUAAGUACCUGGACGAGAUUGUGCAGGAGGUGGAGGCCAAGGCGCCUCUACUGAAACGGCAGCGGGACGAGUUUGAGCGUGUGCAAAAGUCAGUCGCCAGCCUCUCCUCCAAGCUGGAGCAAGCCAUGAAGGAAAUCGGUCGCCUCCAGAAAGAGGCUGACGAGGCCAACCAGCGCGCCUCUGUGCUGGAUAGGGACAACCAGAGGUUUGAGCUGCAGCUUGGUGACCUGUCUCAGCAGGUCCGGGUUUUGCUGAUCGAGCUGGAGGAGGCCCGGGGGAACCAUGUGAUCCGAGACGAGGAGGAGGUGAGCUCCGCUGACAUCAGCAGCACCUCUGAGGUCAUCUCCCAGCGCCUGGUCACCUUCCGCGGUGUGGAGGAGCUGCAGCAGCAGAACCAGCGCCUCCUGGUGGCCCUGAGAGAGCUGGGGGAGGCUCAAGAGAAGGAGGAAAUGGAAGCCACGUCUUCAAGGAGGUCCGAGCUGGAGCUGAGUCUGGACAAGGUGCAGAGCGAGCUGGAACAGCUCCGAGAACAGCGGAGUCACCAGAUGCAGCUGACCGAGUCCAUCGCCCGGCAGAGGGACAUGUACCGCAUCCUGCUGGCCCAAACCACUGGGGUCAGCUUCCCAACACAAGGUGUGGCACCAGAAGAGUUCUCCCUGACCUCCACCCCUCGCCGCUCCCCUGCGGUCACCCCCACUGCAGCCGCACCGGUGCAGGUCACUGCGGUGGAGUCCACUGAGGCUGCCGAGGCCAAGGCUGCGCUCAGACAGCUUCAAGAGGUGUUCACAACAUACAAGAAAGAAAAGGCUGAGAAUGACAAGAUGCUCAAUGAGCAAAACGAGAAGCAGCAGGAGCAGGUCUCUGAACUCCGCGCUCAAAACGCCAAGAUAUCCACACAGCUGGAAUUUGCCUCUAAACGGUAUGAAAUGCUUCAGGACAAUGUGGAAGGGUACCGCCGUGAGAUAGCAUCGCUUCGGGAAAAGAGCCAGAAAGCUACAGCCACUACACAGAAACAGGAAGAGAUCAUCCACACCAUGACCCAAGACCUGCGUGCAGCCAGUGAAAGGCUGGCCAUGGCUGAGGCCCGCUGUGAGAACCUGAGGAAGGAGCGGGACAUGCUCAAGAUGGCGGAGUCCCGGCUGAGCCAGGAGAAGGAAUCCAUCCUUGCUGAGCAGCGUGGCCAGAACAUGCUGCUCACUAACCUCAAGGCCAUACAGUUAACUUUGGAGCGCUCAGAGACCGAGACCAGACAGCGCCUCAACAAUCAGAUCGAGAAGCAGGAGCGCGAGAUCAGCCAGCUGCAGAAGAGACUGGAGCACGAGGUGGAGCAGAGACACCUUCUGGGGCGAAACCAGGAUCUGCAGCUGAUGGAUGCUAAGAAGCAGUUGGAGGCCCAGAAUUCCUUACACCAGAAGACCAAAGAUCUGCUGAAGGCUGCCCAGCAGGAGGUCGGCAGUCUGCGUCAGCAGCUCAACAGCGCAGAGGACCAGCUGACCCCUACAUCACCGGGCUCAGCCCUCAGAGGACUGCGUGGGUCAGACCAGGACAUCGAGGAGGUCCGCGCCCGUCUGAGGCAGGCCGAGGAGCAGUCUGGGGACAUGAAGGAACGUCUGAAGAGCGCCUCCAACAACGUGGAGCAGUACAGGGCUAUGGUGCUCAGUCUGGAGGAGUCCCUCAGCAAGGAGAAGCAAGUGACCGAGCAGGCUCGCACCACCAUCGAGAGCCGUCUGAAGGAGGCCCAGGAGUACCACAGGCAGCUGGAGAAGAAGCUUCUAGACACUGAGAAGGAGAAACAGGGCCUGCAGGAGGAGAAGCGCAAAGCCGUGGUGAACCUGGAACAGCAGGUGAACGAGUUGACGAAGAACCUGGGCGCCCUGCAGACUGAGCUCCAGGAGGCUCUGCAGAGGGCCACUGUGGCUGCCAGCCAUGAGCAGCAGGCCAUCCAGGACAGCCAGCAGCAGGCCGCGCUGGCUGCGGAGGCCCAGCAGAAGUACGAGAGCGAGCUGAUGCUGCACGCCGCUGACGUGGAGACCCUCCAGACCGCCAAGAAGCAGGUGCAGCAGGUGUCCCAGAUGAGGGAGGCGCUGGAGGAGAGGGCCCAGAGGGCCAGCGCACAGCUGCUGGAGGCGCGGGUCUCCUGGGAGGAGCAGGAGCGCAUGCUGAAGGAAGAGACGUCCAAGAUGCUGUCCCGUGCGGAGGACCUGCAACAGCAGAACGGCCUCCUCCACGAGCAGAUCGAGAGCCUGAGCAACAAGAUGAUGGCGUCUGUUCAGCAAGCCACCCGGGAGAGCCCCCUCAACAUCUCCCUGACCGAGGAAGGCAAGAGUCAGGAGCAGAUCCUGGAGAUCCUCAGGUUUGUACGACGGGAGAAGGAGAUUGCGGAGACCAGGUUUGAGGUGGCCCAGGUGGAGAGCCUGCGCCACAGACAGAGGGUGGAGCACCUGGAGCGGGAGUUGAAGGAGCUGCAGGACAGCUUGAACGCCGAGCGGGAGAGAGUGCAGGUGACGGCCAAGACCUUGGCCCAGCACGACGAGCUGAUGAAGAAGACCGAGACCAUGAACGUCCUGGUGGAGACCAACAAGAUGCUGCGUGAGGAGAAGGAGCGGCUGGAGAAGGAGCUGCAGCAGACACAAGCUAAGGUGUGCACGCUGGAGGCGGACCUCAUGCCGAUGCAGGAGUCCAACGCGGAGCUGAGCGAAAAGAGCGGGAUGCUGCAGGCAGAGAAGAAGCUCCUGGAGGAGGACAUCAAGCGCUGGAAGGCCAGGACGCAGCACCUGGUGAGCCAGCAGAAGGACACUGACCCAGAGGAGUACAAGAAGCUGCACUCCGAGAAGGAGGCCCACCUGAAGCGCAUCCAGCAGCUGACCGAGGACACUGCCCGACUGAAGGCAGAGAUCGCCCGGAGUACCGCAUCCAACACCACCAUGCAGAGUCAGGUUCACAACCUCCGAGAGAACCUGGGCAAGGUGACCUCCGAGAGGGACAAGCUGAAGAAGGAGCUGGAGGACAAGCUGUUGGACAUCCAGGAGAAGGGCAAGACCAUCACGCAGGUCAAGAAGAUUGGCCGCCGAUACAAAACGCAGUACGAAGAGCUCAAAGUGCAGUACGACAAGAUGGUGGCUGAAGCUGCUGCCAAGCCAGCGCAGGAGCAGGAAGCACAGCAGGCUUCAGUCCAGGAGAUCCAGGCCCUGAAGGACAGUCUCAGCCUGGCAGAGGCCAAGACCAGAGAGAUGGAGGCCCAGGUGGAGAACGUGCAGAAGGUGGUGGGCGAGCGCGAGGCCGAGGUGAGGAGUUUGCAGGAGCAGGUGAACAGGCUGCAGCCGGAGCUGGCCCGACUCAAGCAGGAGCUGCAGGAGAAAUCUGUGCAGGAGGAGCAGCUGCGCCAGCAGAUGACCGAGAAGGAGGAGAAGACCAAGAAGGCCUUCUUGGGCGCCAAGCAGAAGAUCAGCCAGCUUGUUGGUCUGAAGGAACAGCUGUCGAAGGAGAACGAGGAGCUGAAGCAGCAGAGGGAGGAGCUGGAGGUGCGCACAGGUGCCCUAAAGUCGCAGUACGAGGGGCGUAUCUGCAGGCAGGAGCGUGAGCUGCGUGAUCUUCGGGAGCAGCAGGAGAGGCACAGCGAGCAGCGGGAUGAACCCCCGGAGCAGGGGCCCAGCAAGGUUCAGGAGCAGCAGAGACCUGUGGAGCAGAGGCAGAUCUCCCUGAAGACCACGCCAGCAACGGACAGGGGCAGCGCAAGCACUUCGGAUCCGCCCACAGCCAACAUAAAACCCACCCCGUUGGUAGCGACCCCCAGCAAACCCCCCGCCAUACCUGGGAACAAGUCCACCCCCAGGGCCAGCAUCCGACCCAUGACCGUCACCACCCCCACUCCCACAGCCACGGUCAUGCCCACCACCCAGGUGGAGACGCAGGAAGCCAUGCAGUCCUCGGAGGGCCCCGUAGAGCAUGUAACCGUUUUCGGCAGCGCCAGUGGCUCGGUGCGCUCCACCAGCCCCAACGUGCAGACCACUCUGUCGCAGCCCAUCCUCACCCUGCAGCAGCAGACCCAGGCCACCGCCUUCGUCCAGCCCACCCAGCAGAGCCUGCCUCCAGUGGAGCCGGCCGCCCAGGAGCCAGCCCCCAGCGUGAUGGAGGCGGUACCAAGCACCCAGAUGGAGAGGCCCUCCACCUCCACAGCCGACUUUGGUGCAGUUUCAGCCACACCGGGAACCUCUGUGCCCAAACGACCUCGGGAUGAGGAGCAAGAGAGCUCCGCCGACAACACGGAGACGACACAGGAGGACUCCUCGGAGCCCCCCAUCCCCAAGAAGCUGCGUAUCAUCCAGAGGGUGGGCCCAGAGGAGGAGGUUGUGGUGGAGGACAGCAAUGAGACAGACAUAGAGGUUCCUGGAGAGAGUCAGGAAGCCCCAGAUGCUGGCCAGAUGUCUGUAGAGGAGGACUUUCCCACACUGGAGGAGGGCGAGGAGGAGGUUGUGCCUUUGGAAAUGACCAUGACCAUGUACAACACAGACCUCCAGCUCAGCGACCAGGGCUCCCCCGAAGAGCAGCAGGAGGAAGUCAUCGUCAUCGGCACGGACAGCGAGAGUGAGGAAGAGGAGGAGGAGGAAGAGGUAGGAGACCAGGAGUAUGAGGAAGAUGAGGAGGAGGAGGAAGAUGAGGAGGAUGAAGACGAAGACGACGACGUCGGGAUGGGCGACGAGGGGGAGGAGAGCAAUGAGGGGAGCGGUAGCGGGGACUGUAACGAGCCGUACGAGGGGGAGGACACAGAGGGGGCCGAGGCCACCGACCCAGGGACCGAGAACGAGGAAAGCCUGGGAGCCACCGACUCGGGCCAGAGACUGGCCGACUCCCAGAUGCCCAGCUGUGAGGGGAGCAGCAGCACCACAGAGUCCUUCUCUUCCGAGCCCCCCAGGGAGCAGCCGGCCCCGCGUCUGCCGCAGUCGCCACGGAGACCGCCGCACCCCCUGCCCCCCCGUCUGAACAUCCACCCUCCUCCGGCCCCGGAGCUGGGGCCACCCGCUCAGGUGCCACGCAUCCCUGUGCGCCGGCAGUCCGAGGGCCGCGGGCUCCAGCUCACGCCGGGGAUCGCCGGAAGCACGCACUUCUUCAACGACGACGACAGGAUGGUCCCGAGCACACCCACCCUCGUCGUGCCCCAUCGCACAGACGGAUUUGCCGAGGCCAUCCACUCUCCCCAAGUGCCCGGCGUUCCCAGAUUCCGGUUUGGCCCUCCUGAGGACAUGCCGCAGGCCAGCUCUUCCCAUUCGGACCUGGGACAGCUGGCUUCCCAAGGUGGUCUGGGAAUGUAUGAAAGUCCCCUGUUCCUUGCCGCGCAUGAGGAGGAGUCAGGGGGCCGCAGCGUACCCACCACACCCCUGCAGGUCAUGGCCCCUGUGACCAUCUUCACUGAGACCCACCCCGCAGACGUACCAGAGACCGCCUCCCAGUCUGUUCCCAUGGUGACCACGACCACGUCCACGCCAGGCCUUUCGGCCACAGGGGACCCCAGUCCAGGCGACGAGAGGGAUGAAGUUUUCAUGGAAGCGGAAAGUGAAGGGACCACUGUGGAGGCCUCUCUGGAGCCAGAGGGUCAGGCUGAGAUGGAGGAGCCACCACAGCCCUCAGACGACGCCGGCCUCUCCUCCACCAACCAGGACCCGUCCUCCAGCUCCACCGACAUGAGCAGCAGCCAGCCCAAAGCCUCCAGGCCGGGACCCAGCCGGCAGCUCCAGCGCUGGACAGAGAGCCAGGGGAGGCACGUCAAGAGAGGUGUGAUGGGGGUAAGAGGCCGCUUCUGCAGGUGAAGAACACGUGUGACCAUCUUCUCUGCACAGCCAUGAUGACGCACAAUCUGCAGCCCUGCAUUUCAGCCUGAUUUAUAUACUUUUUAAAUUCCUUCUUGUUGUCGUUUUUGUUGUUCUAAAGAUUGAGUAAUAGUUACAAGCAAUGUCCAUUUUAUUAAUAAAAUUUGUGAAAUGUGA
Molecule: messenger RNA, 7264 nt
Organism: Conger conger (European conger)
Lineage: Eukaryota; Metazoa; Chordata; Actinopteri; Anguilliformes; Congridae
Gene: tprb
Product: translocated promoter region b, nuclear basket protein
Exons: 51
Coding region: 23-7087 (2354 amino acids)
Biological process (GO): protein import into nucleus; mRNA export from nucleus
Cellular component (GO): nuclear pore
Molecular function (GO): structural constituent of nuclear pore
Source: RefSeq, a predicted model, not a curated record